GAUUUUUCGAAGCAUAGCUACAGAGAGAGAGAGAGAAAGAAGCAAUCUUGGUCUCUCUUUUUGUCAGCUUCACUUCGAUUCCCGCCACUGCUCUGCAAGCAUAGGAUAUGGCUGAGGUGAAAUCAGAGGAGUGUUGUAUGGAGAAUAAACAAUCUACUGCUGCUUCAUGUUCCUCUGUUUCUGAAGGCAGUGGCAGUGCAAUUCACAAGUCUCCAGGGAUAUGUAGCACAGCAUCCGCAUCGCCUUCAAAUCGAAGGACCACUGGACCUAUAAGGCGUGCUAAGGGUGGUUGGACAGCACAGGAGGAUGAGACAUUAAGGAAUGCUGUUGUAGCUUUUAAGGGCAAGAGUUGGAAGAAAAUAGCUGAGUUUUUUCCUGAUAGAUCAGAAGUUCAGUGUCUGCACAGAUGGCAAAAAGUUCUUAAUCCGGAACUUGUUAAAGGACCUUGGACCCAAGAGGAGGAUGUUAAAAUUGUUGAACUGGUAUCAAAAUAUGGGCCUACAAAAUGGUCUUUGAUAGCUAAGUCUUUGCCUGGUCGAAUAGGGAAACAGUGUCGAGAGAGGUGGCACAAUCAUCUUAAUCCCGACAUAAAGAAGGAUGCCUGGACUUUGGAGGAGGAAAUGGCCCUGAUGAAUGCUCAUCGCAUACAUGGGAACAAGUGGGCUGAAAUAGCUAAGGUCCUUCCUGGAAGGACUGAUAAUGCAAUAAAGAACCACUGGAAUAGUUCUUUGAAAAAAAAGUUGGAUUUUUAUUUGGCUACAGGAAGACUUCCACCAAUUCCAAAGAACAGUCCACAAGUUGCUGUUAAAGAUUCAAUUAGACAAUCUGCUUCUAAAACAAUACUUGUUUCUUCAAAUAAAGAAUUAAAUGUAGCUGUUGAAACGUCAUCUGAAACUACAGCCAUUAGCAAGCUAGAUGACUGUGGCAAGAAUCAGUUUGAGUCCUCAGGAACAGUUAGAGAAGUUGGUGAUUCAUCAAGUGUUCCUGCAAAUGAAUCUGCUGAUUCUGACUGUGCAGACAUCGAUCUUUGUUAUAGCAACUCGGAACAAGUGUCAAGAGCUAAUUUUGGAAUAACUUAUGGGCCAAAAUCUGAGAAUUCUGGACACAAUGGAUGCUCAACCAUUGAGAAUUGUAUAAAUAAUGGUGAAAUGAGCAGUAACAGGUUAAUCAGAACAUCUUUUUUGCAAGAAAGUCCAACCUUUGGCUCUUUAUGUUAUGAGCCACCACAGAUAGAUGGUUCAGUUCCUUCAGAUUCUCUUUAUUUAGUUUCCUUGCAGAACAAGUAUUGCUCUAAUCCAACAUUGUCACCUCUUGGUUUUGUUACACCUCGAGUGAAGGAUAAUGGAUUAUGCACAGAAACACCUCAAUCAAUAUUGAAAAAGGCUGAUGAUACUUUUCCAGAUGAUAGUCCCUCCAUAUUGACCAGGAGAAGGUCUGCACUCGAAGUACGCACCACUCUUAAUAAUUUUUUGAAAUCAGGUUAUGAUUCACGUACUUCCAAUGAACCAGAGAGUGCCAAGGAUAAUUCUGGUUCUGAAGUUGGGAGGUUCUCUGACAGUCCAGCAAGCCAUGACAAUGGGAGUGGCAUUCCCAAUAAUAAAGCAUUCAAUGCAUCUCCACCAUACCGGUUAAGAUCCAAACGAACAGCGGUUAUCAAGUCUGUGGAGAAACAACUUGAGUUUGCAUUUGAUGAAGAGAAGAAUGACGACAGUAUCAACUCUAAGGAAAAAUCUGCAAAGAGGAGCAAUGUGAUGACUGAAGAUUGUCUGCAUGAAACAAAGAUGGUAUUGACGUAGGGUAUAAAUUGGAUUAUGGCAGCACUUGUUCUUGAAGCUGGUUGAUUUUUUCUCUAAAUUGUUUGACCACGUUUACCAAUUUUGCAAAGAUAAUUCAGAGUGCAUGAGGUGCUUAUCCACUUGAUAGUUGGCAUUCUUUUCCAUCACACAUCAACAGCAGUGAAACAACUUGUAUGUUUAGAAGAAUAAGAAUUGAUACAUUCCAUUUACUUGUGGAUAUAUAUAGCUAGCUGUAUUUCUCAGAUUUGUACAGUUUAGCCUAGGAAAAAUAAAUCUUCUAAUGUUUCAUCAAUGUCCAAAGAUUCCUUCAGUUCUUUCUCUAAAUAUUUUUUAGCAUGACCCACAAAUAAGAGUGUAAUCCUUGCGUUAUGGCACCUUUU
Molecule: messenger RNA, 2176 nt
Organism: Gastrolobium bilobum
Lineage: Eukaryota; Viridiplantae; Streptophyta; Magnoliopsida; Fabales; Fabaceae
Product: transcription factor MYB3R-3-like
Exons: 9
Coding region: 108-1796 (562 amino acids)
Biological process (GO): regulation of DNA-templated transcription
Cellular component (GO): nucleus
Molecular function (GO): DNA-binding transcription factor activity, RNA polymerase II-specific; RNA polymerase II cis-regulatory region sequence-specific DNA binding
Source: RefSeq, a predicted model, not a curated record